Messenger RNA from Pyricularia grisea, 1049 nucleotides. RefSeq lists its product as uncharacterized. The coding region runs from base 6 to 1049 and encodes 347 amino acids. The record is from RefSeq and is a predicted model, not a curated record. NCBI's taxonomy places the organism in Eukaryota, Fungi, Ascomycota, Sordariomycetes, Magnaporthales, Pyriculariaceae. The transcript is spliced from 3 exons.
AAAACAUGCUGUUUCGCUCUUUUAUCGCCACUGCGGCGGCCCUCCAGGGCGUCAUCGUCCUCGGCCAAGAGCUCAUGCGCUUCGGGUGCUCGCAGCUCGUCGUCGACCGUCUGGACCCUCUGGUCAACCCAGGCCAACGUCCCUCUCCGCACAUGCACCAGAUCGUAGGCGGCAACUCGUUCAACGCGUCCAUGCCGCCUGUCGACUACGACCCGGCCAAGCUGUCGACCUGUACGAGCUGCACCUACUCGGAGGACUUUUCCAACUAUUGGACAGCCAACGUCUACUUUCGCGCGAGGAAUGGGAGUUUCAAGAGGGUUCCUCAGGUUGGCAACCUUGGCCUCAACAUCAAGGGAGGAAUCACCGUUUACUACAUCCGGGGCUACCAGGCCUCCGCCAAGGUGACGGCCUUCAAGCCGGGCUUCCGCAUGCUCGUCGGCGACCCGCUCAACAAGAACGCCGCCACGCAGCAGCGCCAGCUGUGCUUCCGCUGCGAGGCCAACAUGCAACAGAAUCCCUUUGGAGGGGCGCCCUGCACAGGCUCAGACACCCAAGAGUUCCCAAAGCAGCCCUGCGGUGGCGGCUGGCGUGUCUCGCUGCAUUUCCCCAGCUGCUGGGACGGCAAGAAUGUUGAUAGUCCGGAUCACAAGAGUCAUGUUGCCUAUCCUCAACAAGGAACCUUUGAAAGCGGCGGCGCCUGCCCCUCGACCCAUCCGGUCAAGAUCCCGCAGCUCAUGUACGAGGUCAUGUUCGACACGCGCCAGUUCAACGACAAGUCGCUGUGGCCGACGGACGGCAGCCAACCCUUCUUCUGGAGCAACGGCGAGCACACGGGGCUCGGAAACCACGGCGACUACGUCUUUGGCUGGAAGGGCGACGCCCUGCAGCGGGCCAUGGACUCCAAGUGCGCCAACGACCGCUGCCCGGCCCUGCAGCGGCAGACGGAUCAGCAGGCUCAGGCCUGCACCAAGGAGAGGGUCGUCAAGGAGGAGGUGGGCGACGUGUGGCUCGACGAUAUUCCGGGUCAGACUGCUGCAAACUACUUGUGA